AUGUUGGCCUAUGUGCACUUAUUCAUACAGUAUGUAUUUGGUUUAGAUGCCAUAAUGGAGUUCACUGGAGGGCAUCUGACAGUUAGUGGUGCCACUGGCACAGCUGGUAUCUUCUCCACUUACCCAGCAGACUACCUGAGUCUAUGGGGAGGAGUGGUAGACCAGAUAAUUGGCACUGCUGCUCUUCUAGUAUGUGUUCUUGCAUUGGGAGAUCCUCAUAACACACCAGCACCUCCUGGUCUGGAGCCUGUCCUGGUAGGAGCAGUUGUCCUGGUCAUCGGGAUUUCAAUGGGAUCUAACAGUGGAUAUGCCAUCAACCCGGCACGAGACAUCGGACCAAGACUCUUCUCUUACAUUGCAGGCUGGGGAGACGAGGUGUUCAGGGCCGGACAUGGAUGGUGGUGGGUACCGUUGGUUGUAACAUGUGUUGGUGCUCUUCUGGGUUCAUUACUUUAUGAGCUGCUGAUUGGAGUACAUCAUCCAGACUCAGAGCCAAUGGAUCCUGAAGGCCUGACAGCGAAGGUCCAGCAAACUCUGGAGUUAGACAGUGUCCAGUCCAAGUUUGACACCAUUAAAGAAAACGGCAAGGAAAGAAUAUUUUCCAUUACCUCAGCAGAUAUAAGAUAAAGCGAAAAGAAUCGGUCAAAUGUGUGAUGGAAUCUGAUUUGUUACUAUUUAAAUGUUAAAUGCAUUCAAUUUUUGGAAGCAAUCAUUAUCACAGUAAUUGUCUGGCAAAGUAUUGUGGUCUUCUAUAUCUUAUCUAGUAAUUUUAGAUUUCUUUGUAGGUUUCUAAUCAAAUGUCAACAAUGGCGUUGUAAAAACCUGAAGGCUGGCUGAUGUCUUUAAAACGUUACUAUUUAAAACACAGUUACUAUUUGUAACACUAUCUAUUCAAUGCUGAAUUGUGGUUCAGUAAAGAGUGCUUUAUAUUUUCUUUUGUUAGAAAAAAAUCGAAAUAUACUCGAUACCAGUUCUAAUGAAGCGGUAAAGCUUUACAGUAAUAUUUUUUGUUUGUUUAUUAAUGUUAAUAUGAAUAAUUUAAACAAUUAACAUGAACAAUGAUUAAUGCAUUGACACAUGAAACCUCUAUACUAAAGUGCUAUCUAUUAAUUUUCUACCUACAAAAUGUUUUGAUUUUAGAUGUAUUUUCAACAUUAAUUGCAUUGCAUUCAAAGAUUGAUAUGAAACUAUGUCCAUUUUCUAUUAUUAUGUGUUUCCCAGCAUGCAAAGGGACAUAAAUCAUUAAGGACACCAUCAUCUGUACCGUACCAAUUUACUGUUUUAUUUAGAAAUAGAACUGACACAGAUGUACGGCAGUGAAACAGGCAGGUCAUCACAGAAUAAGAUGGCUGUCUAUAGACUGUCUAUGUAUGGGAUGUAUACAUCUAUUACUGGAGAAAGUCACACUCUCACAAGAUGAUUCACACGAUCACAAUAUUAUUUUUAAGAAAUGUGGUUUUCGACAAGCACAGAACUUUCUGAUAGAAAAGACUCUUAUCAAAGAAAAAAAAUACACAAACGACAUUCAUAUUUGUACAUAAAUCGCCAUAAAACACACAAGCAAUCCUUCAAACUCAGUGUCGAUUUUUUUUUUCAAUCGGAUGAAGUCGUAAAAAUUACAUCAGGUCCCGAACACAAAAUUUCACUACUAGCUUUUCGAUAUCACCUUUCAGCUUUGAAA
This is a messenger RNA of Pimephales promelas (fathead minnow), 1681 nucleotides long. Lineage: Eukaryota; Metazoa; Chordata; Actinopteri; Cypriniformes; Leuciscidae. The record is from RefSeq and is a predicted model, not a curated record.